AACUACAUUUUAAGACGCACAAAAAUAUUCCUGAAGAAAACGAAACUGAUAGAAAUAAUAUAAAGAAAAGGAAAGAAGAAAGAAAAUAGAUCCAGAUGAUAUAGACAAAAAAGAGUCUAAAACCCUAUAAAAGAAGAAAGAAGAAGAAGAAGAAGAGGGAGAGACGCGCGCCGAGGCUUCCGACCGCAUUUUGUGAUUCUCCGCGAGAAGAGGAGGGAGAAGAGGAAGGAAAGAGAAAAGCUAGAGGAAGAGGAGAGGAGGAGGGAAAAAAGGCUGUCUCCGGAGGCGACGCCCGAGGCCCCAGCAUGCCCGUGGGCGCCGGCGGCCUGCUCAGCUCGAGGCCAAAGCCUUCAGCAGAAAAUGUGCGUUGUCAGAAGUGCUUGGAAUUUGGCCAUUGGACCUAUGAGUGCAAAGGCAAAAGAAAGUAUGUGCACAGAGACUCACGCACAUCUGUACUUAACAAACGGCUGAAACAAGAGAAACAGGAGCAACAGGUAGAACACUUAAAAACAUUGGCAUCACAUAAAAAGAAAAAGGAGAAAAAGGAGGACAGUGACUCAAGUGACUCAGAUUCCUCGUCUUCAUCUUCUUCAUCAUCAUCUUCGUCUUCUUCUUCGUCAUCAGACUCGGAUUCUGAUUCUGAUUCAUCAUCCAGUUCAUCUUCUUCAUCGUCAUCUUCUAGCUCCUCAAGUUCAUCAGAUUCCUCCCUGUCUUCAGAUUCUUCAAGCUCAGAAGAACAGAGGAAAAAGAAGAAAAAGAAGAAAGACUCCAAGUGAAAACUUUUUUUUUAUGUUCCUGAAUGUGUGAAUUUCAAAAGAAUGGUUGUUGGUUAAACAUUUUAAAAAUCUGUUUUGUGGCAUGUGAGAGUAUUGGGUGGAAUAGGCAAUGAUUGUGUGAAAUUUAACAAUGAAAAAUCUUUCAUGUUAGUACUAUUGAAAAGCUUUUUAUUCGCAGAAGAAUAAAAAGAAAAAAAAACUUGUUGAGAGUAACAAGCUGCUCCUGGACUGACUCUCAGACCAGGGCCUUCAUGGGACCAGUUACUAUGCGUUUUUAUCUUUGAGAGUUGCCUGUUGGUGUGAAAUUUAGUUGGAUGAAUGUAACAAACACAGAAGUUGUAAUUUGUAGACAUAUGACCUAGUGUUCUAAUCUUUUAUUGUAGUUGUUGAUAUAUUUCUAAAGAAAAAUAAAAAAAGAAGGAUAUUCUG
Penaeus indicus is the source of this 1205-nucleotide messenger RNA. RefSeq names its product zinc finger CCHC domain-containing protein 10-like. Bases 306 to 776 code for a protein of 156 amino acids. Gene Ontology annotation, molecular function: nucleic acid binding; zinc ion binding. The transcript has 3 exons. The record is from RefSeq and is a predicted model, not a curated record. Lineage: Eukaryota; Metazoa; Arthropoda; Malacostraca; Decapoda; Penaeidae.